Molecule: messenger RNA, 627 nt
Organism: Lolium perenne
Lineage: Eukaryota; Viridiplantae; Streptophyta; Magnoliopsida; Poales; Poaceae
Source: RefSeq, a predicted model, not a curated record
AUGUCUGAAACUGAUGAUCUGGAAGGGGGUCGGCAGGUACCUGUGCCAUGCGAGAAGAUCCUUCAGAGGAUCAACUCCAAGAAGGAUAUGAAAUCAUACCAUCUAGGUAAGCAACUGUCUUCAAGUGGACAAUCGGGCAGGCUUGAUGUUGGGGAAGGCAAAGAGAUCAUUCUUGAAUCCAAGUGCUCACGGUCAAAGCUUCAGAGCAAGUGCAUCAAGUACCUCGGUCUGUUAAUUUAUCUGAUAUGCAUUUGUCUUCAUUGUGAACAGAAUUCCGUUGAUUACGCGGCACUUGGGGCUGGUUCAAAAUUAUCUGCUAUUCUGCUUACUUAUCCUUACCAGGUUAUCCGAGCCCGCUUGCAGCAACGACCUGGUAGUGAUGGUACCCCGAAGUACUCAGACAGUUGGCAUGUAGUAAAGGAAACUGCAAGGUACGAAGGUGUCCGUGGAUUUUACAGGGGCAUCACAUCCAACUUACUGAAGAAGCUUCCAGCAGCUUCCCUCACGUUUGUGGUGUAUGAAAAUGUUAUCAAACUACUCAGAGCAUCCAAGGAGAAGACAUAGUUCCAACUUAACUCGGCCAAGGGGAAACAUAGGAGGAAAAUAGGAAAAGAGAGAAUUGUUCCA